Penicillium argentinense is the source of this 1302-nucleotide messenger RNA. RefSeq names its product SEC14 family lipid-binding protein. Lineage: Eukaryota; Fungi; Ascomycota; Eurotiomycetes; Eurotiales; Aspergillaceae. The record is from RefSeq and is a predicted model, not a curated record. The transcript has 4 exons. The coding region runs from base 1 to 1302 and encodes 433 amino acids.
AUGUUCUGGCGAACCAAGUCGCACGACAGCCAUGCGUCCGAGGACCCGGCCCUGGCACGCACCACAUCCGCAUCGAAGAAUGACCCUGCCGCCUCCGCAGACCAAGCCUCCGGAACCGCAUGGCUUGCCGGACAUUUGAAUCAUUUGACUCCCGAGCAGGAGGAGAAGUUGCGCGAGUUCAAGAGUAUCUGCUCUGAGCGUGGAUACUAUACCGCUGUCGUGGAACCGGCAGAGGGCGUGGAGGCGAAGGACGCUAGCCAUGACGAUGCGACUAUGCUCCGAUUCUUGCGGGCUCGCAGAUUCGAUGUCGAGGGUGCGUGGGGUCAAUUCAAGGAUACGGAGGACUGGCGCAAGGAUAAUGCGAUCGAGUCGCUGUAUGAGAAUAUUGGUGUGGACUCGUAUGAGGCUGCACGUCGGAUGUAUCCUCAAUGGACCGGCCGUCGCGAUCGCCGCGGUAUCCCUGUCUACGUCUUCGAGAUCCGCCACCUGAAUAACAAGGAGAUGGCUGCGUACAAUGAUACCAUGUCGACUGGUACUCCCGAAAGCCACAAGUCGUCGACUAUCCCAGCCCGUCUCCUAAACCUGUUCGCUUUGUACGAGAACUUGCUUAACUUUGUCAUGCCUCUGUGCUCCUCGCUCUCGCGUCCGAACCCCGAGACUCCGAUCGUGACCUCGACCAAUAUCGUCGAUGUGAGCGGCGUUGGGCUGAAGCAGUUCUGGAACCUCAAGUCCCACAUGCAGGAUGCUAGUGUGUUGGCCACCGCUCACUACCCCGAGACUCUGGAUCGUAUCUUUAUCAUUGGCGCACCUGCUUUCUUUCCUACCGUCUGGGGCUGGAUCAAGCGCUGGUUCGACCCAGUAACCACAUCCAAGAUUUUCAUCUUGUCCGCUGCUGAGGUGAAGCCCACCCUAACUUCUUUCAUGGACCUCUCCAGCAUUCCCAAGCAGUAUGGUGGCGAGCUCGAGUGGCAAUGGGGCGAUAUGCCCAACCUGGACGAGCCCGCUCAGGAGCUCCUGCAAGGUCUGGAGCAAGAGCCUGCUGAGGGCAAGACGAAGAAGGAGCUCAUCAAGGGCCCGGUUCUUUUCAAGGGCGACAAGGUUGAGGUGCUGGGCACUGUGGACGGCAAAGAGCGUCGGUCCACUAUUCCCGUUCCCCAAAAGGACCAGACGACCACCACCGAGAACUCGGAGCCGGCGAACGAAGACUCUACUGAGACACCAGCCAAUGGCGACGCCGAGAAGCCCGUUGAAAAUGUGACUGUGAACGUCGAGGAGACCCAGACCACCACUGCUACCGCAUAG